AUGGCCGUGCUUCCCCGGGUCGAUAAUGGAGCAGAUUCCAGUUUAUCCAGACCCAACAUCUCCCUCAGCCCCAAUGAGGUCAUUGACCCAGGGGCAAACGUCACCAUCCGGUGUCAGGGGCAGUGCCAGGACGUGAGGUUCUUCCUGCACAAGGCUGGAGACCUGAACCCGCAGCGACACAUGGACCCUGCUGGGGCCAGGGCCGAGUUCCGCAUCCCCAGCGUGGACCGGCAGCACGGAGGGAGCUACAGCUGCAGCUACCGGCCCCGAUCAGAGCCCUUCGUCUCCUCGCAGCCCAGUGACACUGUGGAGCUGGUGGUAGCAGAAAGAAACUUGAUGACUUGGCCCAUCAUCGCUGGGGUGAGCGCAGCAGCCGCCGUCCUCCUCCUCCUCGUGGCCUUUGUCGGCUUCAGAAAAACCCGAGCCAGAAGAGGAGCCGCACAGAGACCGAGCAGCAGCAGCCUUAUGGAGGCAUUAAAUGCGCCAGCUCAGCAAGACUCCACCUACGCCUCCAUCAACAAAGGAAAACAGCCACAGACCCCGCCCCAGGAGCCCGAGCCCAGUGACAACGGACUCACCUACGCCGAGUUGAACCACCAGCCACUGCAGGUUAAGCGCGGGGGGCCGGCCUCUGCCCCCGAGCCUGCCCAGCCCAGUGUGUACGCCGUGAUCAACAGCCAGUCGCACCAUCCAUCGCUCCACAGGUGCCGCUUCCUCCUCUGGGUCCCCAGCACCAUGAGCCCCGCUCCUGCCCUGCUCCUCGCCCUGGGCGUCAUCUGGACCCGCCUCCCAUUGGCUGCUGCUCAUGAGUCGCCUGUCCAAGACUCCCCCUACCCCAAGCCCUCCAUCUCCCUCAGCCCCAGCGGGGAGAUCGCGCCGGGGACGGACGUCACCAUCUCCUGCCAGGGGCCGCGGCAGGGCGUGCGGUUCAAGCUGUACCGGGCCAGGGUCGUGCGAUGGCACACGGAGCCAGCCGGCUCGACGGCCGAAUUCCGCAUCCCCAAUGCCCGGCGGGAGGACGGGGGCAGCUACACCUGCAGCUACGAGAGCCUGAGAGAGCCGCCCGUCAGCUCCCCCCACAGCGACCCCGUGCAGCUGGUGGUAGAAGCUCACUACUCCAAGCCCUCCAUCUCCCUCAGCCCCAGCGGGGAGAUCGCACCAGGGACGGACGUCACCAUCUCCUGCCAGGGGCCACGGCAGGGCGUGCGGUUCAAGCUAUACCGGGCCGGGGUUGCGCGGUGGCACAUGGAGCCGGCCGGCUCGACGGCCGAAUUCCGCAUCCCCAACGCCCGGCGGGAGGAUGGGGGCAGCUACACCUGCAGCUACGAGAGCCUGAGGGAGCCACCCGUCAUCUCCCCCCACAGCGACCCCGUGCAGCUAGUGGUAGCAGGGCCCCCCCCGAGGCAGGAUUACCCCCCGUUUGCCAUCCUCCGUUUGUCCCUGGCCGCCGGGGUCCUGCUGGCUCUGGUGGUCAUCCUGGCCGAAGCCGCAUACAGCUGGAGGAGGACCCCCCACCUGCUGACCCCCCAACGGCCCGGUGGGGAGCAGGGCUGGCAGCCUGAGGGGCAGAUGGAGGCCCCAGCAUGGGAACUGCAGCCCCCCCCAAUUCCUGCCCGGUCACUGGGGACAGAGACAGCAGGACACACACACGUGUGGGGACAGGGGGCGGUUAUCAGACCUGCGGCCCCAUCCAUAUCGGUAUCCCCGCCCCACUCCCCACCCCUGCCCCAGCCCCCACAGAUGAGAUCCAUGCAUCAUCCAGCCUGCUCUCCCCACCUCAUCCCCGCCCCCACCCCGCCCCCUCAAAUCUGA
Molecule: messenger RNA, 1812 nt
Organism: Chelonoidis abingdonii (Abingdon island giant tortoise)
Lineage: Eukaryota; Metazoa; Chordata; Testudines; Testudinidae
Source: RefSeq, a predicted model, not a curated record